AUGGCACGCACAGCCGGUCUCCGGGAGCGAAAGGGGCGAGCGCUGCUUUGUGUUUUAUUGGUUACCGUGGCGGAGGCAGUUUCUGGGCAAAUUCGCUACUCGAUCCCGGAGGAAACGCACAAAGGCUCGUUCGUGGGGGACAUCGCGAAGGAUUUGGAGCUGGACGCGGAGCAGCUCUCAGACCGCCGGGUCCGCAUUGUCUCCCGAGGUAGGAGUCAGUAUUUUGCUUUGAAUGUUAAGAGCGGCCAUUUAUACACCGCAGACACAAUAGACAGAGAGGAGAUCUGCGGCCGGGUGGAGAUCUGUGUGAUAAAGUUUGAGGUUCUUUGUGAGGAUUCAGCGAAGCUUUUUCCAGUUGAAGUGGAAAUAACCGAUAUUAAUGAUAAUGCUCCAGGCUUCCCGUCAGAGAAAUUAGAGUUAAGAAUCAGCGAGACAACAGCUGUGGGGACCCGGAUUUCCCUGCAGCUGUCGCAGGAUCCAGACGUGGGAACUAAUUCCGUCCAGAGAUACCAACUCAGCACUAAUAGGCAUUUCUCUCUGGAUGUGCACACUAGGUCCGACCGUGUUAAAUAUGCGGAAAUGGUGCUUGAAAAACCUCUGGACAGGGAAGAACAAAGUACUCACGAGUUAAUCCUCACAGCCAUUGAUGGCGGAGAUCCCGUCAGGUCUGGCACUGCGCAGAUCCGCAUUAUUGUCCUGGAUGCAAAUGACAAUGCUCCAGUUUUUACUGAGCCUGUCUAUAGAGCGAGCGUUUUCGAAAAUACACCUAUAGGUUCCCCGGUGGUAUCAGUCAAAGCCACGGAUCUGGAUGAAGGAGUUAACCAAGAGCUAAAAUACACUUUCAAAACAAUCACAGACGAGGCUGCCCAAACAUUCCGCUUGGAUUCGAGGACGGGGGAAGUGACACUGGUGGGGGACUUGGAUUUCGAGAAAGCCGCGUUGUAUGAAAUCGAGGUGCAAGCGGGAGACGGGGGAGGCCUUUUCAACAGAUCCAAACUCCUGAUCGAGGUCAGCGAUGUCAAUGACAACGCCCCAGAACUGACCAUCACGUCGCUCCUCAAUGCGAUCCCCGAGGACGCUACCCCCGGGACUGUGGUCGCCCGAAUGGAGAGCUUGGUGACUGACAGAGCCCUGGACCGGGAGCGGGUCUCGGGUUACAAUGUGACGGUCACAGCCACAGACCGCGGGACUCCCCCGUUAUCCUCCACCACAAGCAUCUCAGUGCAACUUUCGGACAUAAACGACAACGCGCCCGUCUUCAGCCAGACAUCCUACACUGUGUCCAUCCCCGAGAACAACCCCAGCGGGGCCUCCGUGUGCUCCGUGAGGGCCACUGACCGCGACUGGGGGGAGAACGCCCGAGUGACUUACUCUCUGCUGGAGGGCGAGGGCCGCGAAGCUCCGCUCUCCUCCGCCGUGUCCAUUAACUCGGAGACCGGGGCUGUGUACGCGCUGCGCUCCUUCGACUACGAGCAGCUGCGGGAGCUUCGGUUCCGGGUGCAGGCUCGGGACGGGGGGUCCCCGCCGCUCCGCAGCAAUGUCUCCGUCAGGCUCUUGGUGCUGGACCAGAAUGACAACAGCCCGCACAUCCUGCACCCCGCCUCCCCCAGCGAUGGCUCCACGGGAGUGGAGCUGGCCCCUCGCUCCUCCGAGCCGGGCUACCUGGUCACCAAGGUGGUGGCGGUGGAUGCGGACUCCGGGCAGAACGCCUGGCUCUCCUACCAGCUGCUGAAGGCCACGGAGCCGGGGCUCUUCUCGGUCGGAGUCCACAGCGGCGAGGUGCGGACAGCGCGCUACUUUGUGGACAGGGACGGCCUGAAGCAGAGCCUGGUGGUGCUGGUGAAGGACAACGGGCAGCCCCCUCUCUCGGCCACCGUCACUGUCACGGUGGCGGUGGCUGACAGCAUCCCCGAGCUCCUGUCGGACCUGAGCAGCCUCUCGGCUCCCGCGCAGCCGCAGUCCGGCCUCACCUUGUACCUGGUGAUCGCGGUGGCGUCCGUGUCCUGCGUCUUCCUCACCUUCGUCAUAGCGCUGGUGGCCCUGCGGCUCCGGCGGUGGCGCGAGUCGCAGCUGUUGGACUCCUCGAGUGGGACUUUCAGCGGAGUUCCCGUCUCGCACUUCGUGGGCAUCGAUGGGGUCAGAGCGUUUCUCCACUCCUACUCCCAGGAGGCGUCGCUCACCGCGGGCUCCGGGAAGAGCCAGUUCAACUUCCCCCAGUCAAACUAUGCAAACACUCUGAGCAGCGAGCAGACGUGUGGGGUAAAGGAUCCUUUCCUAAUGGCCGAGGAGUUAAACGUUAGUAACGCGGAUCAAACGUCGGUUCAGGUGAGCUAA
This is a messenger RNA of Pelodiscus sinensis (Chinese soft-shelled turtle), 2334 nucleotides long. The record is from RefSeq and is a predicted model, not a curated record. NCBI's taxonomy places the organism in Eukaryota, Metazoa, Chordata, Testudines, Trionychidae.